AUGGCGGAUGAAACUGCAUCACUGGAUAUGAUAUAUCCGAAAGGAUCCUCAACCAGAGGUGUUCAAGGUAGAUCUGAUAGCUUAUCCGGAGUAGAGGGUAGUUUUACAUUCGACGUUAUACAUCGACGUGAAAAUGUUAGGAUCGGUCAAAUAAAAUUGAAGUUCAACUGUUCGUAUGAUUCAAACAGAUAUCCCAGGUCCACAUCCUAUGAUAUAAUUCAUGAUUAUGUUGACUACAUCCAGAUCCGGACAGAGAAUCAUUGGGGAGGCUACGGACAUGGAACUAAUACGUGUAAAUUUUUCGUAUCCACCAGCAAAAAUGAGAGAGCAAAGGAAGAGAUUAAAAAUUAUGUUAAAUCUCAGGGAAGGGAUGAGUAUUAA
Ambispora gerdemannii is the source of this 381-nucleotide messenger RNA. The record is from the annotation of a GenBank genome assembly. Lineage: Eukaryota; Fungi; Glomeromycota; Glomeromycetes; Archaeosporales; Ambisporaceae.